Molecule: messenger RNA, 1821 nt
Organism: Aspergillus calidoustus
Lineage: Eukaryota; Fungi; Ascomycota; Eurotiomycetes; Eurotiales; Aspergillaceae
Source: the annotation of a GenBank genome assembly
AUGCCGUACUUGCAAGUGAGUGCCCAUCUUCAGAAAACUGAACGUAGCUCAUGUCUUAGGGUUCGCAAAGUUAAAUGUGACGAAAGCUUCCCGGUUUGCCAGAGAUGUCUCUCUACAGGUCGUGUCUGCGACGGGUAUGGCGUCUGGGGAGGUGGUGGGAACGACUAUGGACGUCGCCCAUCGCCCAAAAGCCCGCCAGCUACUCCAAACUAUCCUCCGCUCGCAUGCAUAUCAACAUGUGCUGCUAACACAGAUGAGAAAGCCUCUUUUGACUGGUUCAGGCGUCGAACCAUGGUCAAGAUACCAGGAUCGUAUCUCUCGGACUUUUGGACUACGAUUCUUCUACAAGCUAGCCAGAGUGACCAGGCAGUUUGGCAUUCUAUCCUAGCUCUUAGUACCACUCACCAAAGUGGCUUUGUACAGAAUUUCCCCAGCCAAAGAAGCACGCAAGAGCAGUCUACUUUACGCCACCUGAUUAGGGCUGUCCGCCACCUUGGGCCUCAUUUCUCUGUCCGGGACAAGGCCUCUUGCCGAGUCAUACUCAUCGUCUGCCUCGUGUUCGUGGUUCUAGAUCUGCUUCGCGGACACUUCGCAUCGGCACAAGUCCAUUUGCGCAAUGGGCUGAACAUCCUGGCACAAACACAGUCUUCAUCAAUCGGCGCCGCCGACCCCGACUCGGACUGUUCUCCAACGUCAUCGUAUGCAUAUGAGCCCAUCGAUGUCUCAAUAGGCGAAGCCUUCUUCCGUCUACACAUCCAAUUAGAGCUCCUGCAGCAUCAACAUUGCCCACGACCAUGCAUCCUUCCCCUUUUCCUUCAACCGUCUAUACACGACCCCUUUCUCCCAAUCCAAUUCCCCUCCUACACAGCCGCCUGGCACGGCCUAGACCAUCUAAUGAACCUAGCCUUCGACCUCUCCGCACAAGCCCGAGAUCACGCAGCCAAAGCCGGUGUCAAAGCUACACCGACUGACACACUCCUUGCCCAACAAAGGCGCCUCAACUCAGGCCUCGACAGCUGGCUAAUCAGCUACAACUCCUCCAUCGAGAGUCUUCAACUGGCAAUAUCCGACUCUAUUGCCCAGGCCAAGACCAAAGUUCACCACCUCGUCUCGUGCUAUCAUACCAUGCUCACAAUUAUGGCUGAGACUGCGUUGUCGCCGAACGAGACUGUCUUUGAUGGCUAUACGCAUCAGUUCGAGCAGAUGCUUGUGCAUCUUGCGGAUUUGUGGACUAUCAGUUACAUUGACCUAAACUUCCCCUCGCCAUCAUCCUCAACGCCUUCCCCCUCCAACUCCAAUACCCAUUCGACCACAAGCACAACAAACAUGACAAGCUCAACCGCUCUCCCAGCAACAGAAAAGAAACGCUGGAUAGGCGGCUGCGACAUGUCCCACACAAUAAUCGACGUCGGCUGGAUGAUUCCACUCUUCUACACGGCGAUAAAAUGCCGUGUACGGCGUAUCCGACGGCGCGCAAUCCAACUGAUUGAGUCGUCGAACCACCGCGAGGGGAUCUGGGACGCUAAGAUCACGGCGUGCAUUGCGCGACGGGUUGUUGCGUUUGAGGAAGGAGAUUUUUAUGAUGUUCUAGAUAUUGACUCUGGGCGUCUCCGGACGGAGAAAUCGGGGUCGCGGUUGGCUUCUCGUGGUGAAGGCAAUGCUGAUGAGCCGUUGUUGCCGGAGUCGUGCCGUAUACGGGAUCUCGAGGUUCGGAUGGAAGGGGAUCCGGUUGAGAAGGUGGUGUUGUUUGCGGCGUGGGAUGGGGUGGAGGGAACGGUUUGUAUGGGAGAGUAUAAUGUUCAUGAGCAGUGUUGGGUGUAG